This is a messenger RNA of Mercenaria mercenaria, 9642 nucleotides long. RefSeq names its product allatostatin-A receptor-like. NCBI's taxonomy places the organism in Eukaryota, Metazoa, Mollusca, Bivalvia, Venerida, Veneridae. Gene Ontology annotation, molecular function: G protein-coupled receptor activity. Gene Ontology annotation, cellular component: membrane. The transcript has 3 exons. Gene Ontology annotation, biological process: G protein-coupled receptor signaling pathway. Bases 711 to 1925 code for a protein of 404 amino acids. The record is from RefSeq and is a predicted model, not a curated record.
GGAGCCGUGUGUGCGAUUUAUUGAAUGUUACAGCAUUGGCAGUGUGGCUGAUGUAAAAUGAAAUGUCAGUUACAGUAAGCGGCUAUGAUUAAUUUGAAUGUAAUAUUACAACAUUCGAAAAGAUCUUAGGCACAUUGAAAUGCUUUGUGAAAGACGGACGUGUUUUGAUAUCUUUGCAAAAACGGAGUAUAUUUUGGCACAAUGAGUAUAUUUGCGAGCUUUAGAAAACCGUGCAGACAGUAGAAUUACAGCAUUAGAAGGAAAAGAAACUUGGCACAGUGAGAACUAUUGGUUCUACAUUAAGAGGUUUGAACGCUUCUUGUAUGUUAAAGCUUAUUAAUAUUUGAAAUUUUCUUGACUGAGUGAAUGGAUUAAUUGACUGCGUGAAAUUGACAGUAUCUGUAAAUGUUCUGAUGAAAGGUAACUGACAUUUCAAAUACUUAAGCAGGUUAUUUUCUGCUUGCUUCUAAAUAUAUUAUCUAAAUAUAUUUACUUAGUGGUUAGAUAGACUUUACCGGUAAAAGAAUUUCUGACACUUCAGCAUAAAAGUUUGCUUGUACAUGUGCAGGUAAAUACGGAUUUUGGAAGAAGACUUAGAUGCAUAACGUAGUUGAUGACGGUCUUGGAGAUAAAUAGAAUAUAUCAGAAGCACAACCUACUCGUCACGUCCAAAGACCAGUAAAUUUCGGGAAUUCUGACAAGGUACAAACAUGGCAUCGACAUAUUCCCCAAUUUUGCAAAAUGCAACAGACUUAAACGAUUCAUACGUCAAUGGCUCAAUGGACAAGCUUUUAAACGAUACUGCAGUAACAGACUAUUACAAGUUUGAAAGAUACGUGAGAGUGAUUAUUCCCAUCAUAUUUGGUCUCAUUGUCGCAAUUGGGUUUCUAGGAAAUCUUCUCGUGAUAGUUGUCAUUAUUAUGAACCAGCAAAUGCGUAGUACAACUAACUUACUUAUAUUGAAUCUCGCGUUUGCGGAUCUUUGCUUCAUAAUGUUUUGUGUGCCUUUCACAGCCGCUGGAUACGCGAUACCGAAGUGGCCCUUUGGAGAAAUAUGGUGUAAAAUUGUUCAGUAUCUUAUGUACGUCUGCGCAUAUGCUAGCGUGUAUACUCUUGUUGUCAUGUCCUUAGAUAGAUAUCUAGCGGUCGUUCAUCCCAUAUCGUCGAUGUCUGUGAGAAAUCAAACAAAUACCGUUCGAAUACUUGUCAUCCUCUGGGCUGUAAUAUUAGGUGGACACAUCCCUCUUCUUUUGGACUAUAUGGUAUACGACUACGACUACUACGGAGAAUUUAGAUCAGUGUGUAUAUCCAAAUACUCAACAUCGAAUAACUUUCUCAUGCUAAAAGUAUUUUACGGAUCCUUCUUCAUGUUCGGAUAUGUUUUACCAUUAUCGCUAAUAUGCGUACUCUAUGGUUUUAUGUUGAAACGUUUACUGUACGGUGUUGUACCUGGGGGAUCGCAAAGAGCCGAAAGCAUCCGGUCGAAGAAAAGAGUAACAAAAAUGGUAGUUAUUGUAGUAGCUAUUUUCGCACUGUGCUGGUUACCUAUUCAGGUAGUCUUUAUGGUGCAAAACUUUGGACAUUAUUCCGACGAUAUUUCAUACAUAGCUGUUCAGAUGGUAGCGAACUGUCUUGCUUAUAUGAACUCGUGCGUGAAUCCUAUCCUGUACGCAUUUCUCUCUGACAAUUUUCGCAGAAGUUUCCGGAAAGUAUUGUGUUGUGGAUCAGGACCGUACACGAAAUUUGAGUAUGAGCGAACAAAUAUAAGAAUUGAGAGACCAGAGAAGACUACGCCUUGUCAAAAACCGUCAACCAAUACAUCCAACACAUCGGCGACAUCAACAACAACACUUCAAACGUAUUACCAUAAUGCUGAAAAUGGUAAUAAUAAAUCUGUGAAUCACUGUACGCAAACGGAAGUAUAACAAUUCAAAGAAGUCGACAAAACCGAAAAUUCUACCCGAUCGUUUAAUAUCCAGCUGAUGUAGUGCUAAUUUCUUAGGAAGUAACAAUCGCCAGUUUAAUAGUACGGAUUCAGAUGAGGACAUAACGGCGUGUAUUUAGGACACAAGGAAUGGUAAAUUAUACAUUUGUCUUGUGCAAACAAAUUUUGUUAGAACACACAUUUAUUCGAGUAUUCAUUUGAAUGUUAAUCCAUGAAGAAGAAAGAAGAUGAGUUUGUAUAUAUUUAUGAAAUACAGUUAAAUAAAGCAGAACAAAAGUGAAAUAUGAAUAUCUACAGAUGUAUAAAACGUCAACGGUGGGUGACAAACGCUUUAGGAUCAGAAAUGUGAACUUGUUUAGACAGUGUUGAACAUUUCAUUUUAAAGCUAACUUUUAAAUUAUUGAAAAGUGAUUUGUAAGUGUGAAGUGAUAGCUAUGAUACAAACGUAUCAUAUCCACGGUCCAAGUAUGACUUUAACGUGGAUGUGAUCACAAGAAUGAUAUAUUAUGUGUAAUUGUCUCUCAUAGUUUGUGCUAGUUAUAGUUAUGACAUCAUAUCAGUUUCAUUUUCAGAGCUAUGAUAAUUUGAGAGAUGUUAUGGAUAGAGUAGAUAGGUACAGACCAUGUUCAUGUUUAAACACCAGAUUAUGUAUACAACGUCUGACAUUCACUUUUAUAAAUGGUAUUGAUUUUAUUUAUUUGAGUACGCCUGCUUUUGUCUAGAAAAUAAUCUACAUUUUAUCAAAAUUGUUAAAUCUGAAAAAGAAUUCCGUCAGAAUAUUUUAAGUGUUUUGACAGACAAAAUAUUGCCGAUCUUUGAUGUAGCGCGACUUACCGGUAAGGCUGAUUUGACAUAUCAACUACAACAAACAAGAUAUUCUAAAUUCGAUCAUGUAGAGAAAAUUGAUAAAACAGUUUGAGUAUUUUCAAUACAUAAUAAUGUAUGAACGUACAAUAAAAUCAUUCAGGUUAUCUAAUUUAGAGUUUAAAGUAUAGACUAUGUUUUAAACUUAUCGAUGUUUCUUUAAUAACAGUUUUUACUGUAAAAGAGUCUUUAAACAUUCGUCCGCAAAGCAUUGAUUCAAUUGUAUACAUCAGUGCCUUUAUUUUAGCAGAUGUUGAUGGAUCUUUAUUUUGCCAUUAUAUCAACAAUUUCAAAGACUUAUGAUGUAGAAAGUUGAAAAGAAGGUCAUAUACAAAUUACUGUAAAAAGAACAAAUGCACAGAAUAUCUAAAUUCCACUCCCGCGACCUAACCCGUUUAAUAGAAUGGAUAGGUCUGUAGGUAUGUUUCUUUUGAAUAGAAGUAUGUUUUGUUGAUUCAUUUCCAACUGAAGAUAAUAUAUAUCGGUAUAACAUAAAUAAACAUGUGUUUCAUAAUGGAAGUAACAGACAUGGAAGUAACAGAUAUGGAAGUAACAGAUAUGUCGUAUGAGGGUGGUUCAGUAAAUUCUAUCACUGGUCCUCGUAUGCCUAAAUUUUCAAUAAGAUGAAGACAAUUUCACGUAUUUUCCCUGCACAGAAGCAAACUUUUAAGUUUCUCCUUUGUAUCUAGUGGUAUAGCGAGGUUGCAAGGACUAAGGCCAGGAGCCUGAAAAAAACCUUUUCUUGUUCUAAGAAAAAAAGACAGUAUAUUUUGACUUGUGGGCGAACGCAUUGUCAUGAUCUAUCUGUAUGCCUUUCGAACUUUUACUUGGGAGAUUAUUCCCGCAGAAUAUUUUUACAGCUAUAAGCAUUUUAUUUCUGUAGACUUUGCCUGUGAUAGUUUGACUCUUAGCAAGGAAUUUGUACAACGGGGCCAUUAGAAUUGAGGGAAAUAACAGACAAAACAUUCUUAUCACUUUCUGUUCUGUUUGGAAUAAUCUGCCUUGCCUGCCUUUUACUUAGCCAUGGUUUGUUAUUUAUGCGUUGCUAGGACUAAAAAAAUAAACCCAAGUCUCAUCCCCAGUUUGCAACUAAGACAUUUUCUUUGAAAUAGAGAUUUAUAAAAAAAUUCAGCAGUUUUUUUGCGAAAUCUAAAUGCUUGAACUUUUGUCAAACUGGGCAAGUAGCAAAAACCUUUUCUUUUAAAUUUCAGACAGUCAGUCAGAUUAUGAUAGACAGUCCAUUUCGAAUUUCCUUCAGUGUGAGCCAUUUGGAAAUAAUAUAUCGACCAUCUUCGUCUGCAAACGGCAUUAGGCCUGCCAUGAAAGACUAUUUUGACUCCCUUGACAAUUUUAACUAAACUGUUCUUAACGUCACAAUUCAGAAAAUAUCAGAGAUACCCGGCUUUGAUCUAAACCCUGAUUUCUAUCUUUUUACGUUUUAUUGUAGCACGGAAAAAAGUCACUGUGUGAGUGUGUAAAAUUCAAUAAUGGUCAUUUGUAGCUGGAUAAAAUCGAUUUUUCGCAGGUAUGCAGAGUGUAUUUGUUACCAAAUACAUGAUAUACAUGUAUACAAUGGACUCUGUGGAAGACCAUUAGUGAAUCACCCUCGUAUUGGCCCGUAGACGUGAAAUCAUUCGACAGCCUUUGUAUCUAUCAAAGGAGCAUUUUGAAAACCAUGUUUCAUUGGCUGUUUUAUCACAUAAUCAGUUUAAAAUAGAUUAAAUAAAAAUGCAUGUAUAAGAACAGUUCUCUCCUGUAAAAAAGCCCUACUCAGCGUUUGCAUUUUGUUGUGUGAAACGCUGUAGGAUUUACAUUUUUAAACAAGAUCGGAAAAUACGAGUAAAAUUCGGCUGAUUUGUAAUGCCCUGUCAGAUAAUAUUACAUGCUACUAUAUCAAUACAUAAGCUGGAAUGAUCGUAACACGGCUUAUUUAUUGUAAUCAUGUUAUAAUAUGAUGUAUUUCAUAUUGACCUCAUAACUUUUCCGAGGACGGUCUCAUUGGCCCAGUGCCAGGAUGACUGCCCGAGGAAAAAUAAGGCCAUCAUAAUCUGACUGACUGUUUGAAAUUUAAAAAAAGGUUUUCGCUAGUUGCCCAAUUGGACAAAAGGUCAGAUUACGUGAUAAAUGAUGCUGUUGUUCAAACUCUGUGUUGGCCCCCUUGUAAUAAUUAAUUAAAGUGCUCGCAUCCCGUUUUUGGUGUUUUCUCGUAUGGGUUUUGAUUUGUCAGAAUAAUAUUGCGUGGGUUGAGAUCGGAAUUGGCUCAGUUUAUUUCAUACAUGUAUGGUAUGCAAUAAUCUAUAUCUUUUUGUUUAUAUUUGUGAUAAAAUAGCUGCGAAAGAAGGUUGCGGGAGAGGAAACAAUUUUAAUGUAUUAACUAUAUAACUAAACUUAAUAUGUUUUAACAAUUAACAGACGCAGCGAUUUUCGUGUUACUUUAUGAAAAAGAUAAGUACAUAUUUUUAUGGAGAAGUUUCUUUCCUCAUUUGUGUACGUAAAUUAUCACUAAACAAAACAAAUGUUUUAAAUAGUUGGAAGGCCUCUGUAAAACUUCCUACAGCCAUCUCAAGUGUCUUUCACAUGUGAAUAGUAUGUUUAGUAUUAUUGUGUGAUACUGCUUUUCUUGUUGUGAAAUCUCGUUUAAUUGCCGUGAAAGAUGUUGGGGCAUUUUAGUUCCGAAGAUACCAUUUAUUUUUACUGAUAAACUUUUCAUAGCAUGCACAGAAUCAAUUCUUGUAGUCGUUCAUAGUCGUUAAUAUCUUUUUUUUUUUUAUACAUUUCCUUGUGAAGGUAUGAAUAAAGUCCACUCAUUAUAAAAUAACAAAAUUGUAUUCAAAUUCUAAAUCCGACACGGAAUUCAGCAUUCGGUAGAAAUUGUAUACUAGAAUAGCUAUGGUCAUGAGUACACAGAAGUCUUACAUCUGCUGUCACAAUACAUAUACAAUUUAAUAAGAGAGAGAGAGUGCUAUUAUACUUAACAUUAAAAAAGAAAUACCCGUUCAAAGUGAAAGAACGUUGACUAUUUAAAAUAUCAGAAAUUAAAAUUCAGAUUUAUAACCAUUAUACACUCAUAUGCCUAUGUAGAUAGAUCAUGCUAUGUAAAUACAGCGUCGUCAUCCUUAAACAGGUUUAUUCAUCAAAAGUAAGGACACUUUCUUUCGAUAUUUCUUAGACAAUUUAAUUUCUCUUUAUUAGGUAAAAUGUAACACCUAAAAUAAAUGUGUAUAUUAUUAAGCAAGAAUGGAUUCUUUUUUUAAAUACGAAAUAACAUUUCCUAAAUACGAACUAUACUUACUAUUGUUCUGGAAAAACAAAAUGCAGUAAUCUAUAUUUCUAUUAGAAUAAUAAUAAUUUAAUAACAAAGAAUUUAUUUUGUAAGAUAAAACUGUUGGAUUCAUUUUAGGGGUUUGUACAAUGGAUCCUGCGGAAUCAUUUAUAAAAUGGCGAUUUUUUGUUUUGCAUUACUUUACGCUUUAUUAAUUUUUGACAGAAUGAGAAUUAUAUAUUGAUGCAACUUACCUUUAUAUGUUUACGGUACACACGAAACAUAAGGUAGUUAAUCAAAUAUGUAUGUGGACAUACAAAACCUCUUUAGCGAAGGUGACACAUUUGGCUAUACCUGAGUUGGUCCAACAUUAAUAUAGUUCUCUAAAAACAAUGGUUUUAAAAUUCAAUCCGAAAUAUAUGUGUGUAAAUGAAAGCUAUGUAAUAAAAUAACGUUUUUGUGAAAUCAGAAAUUAUUUAAACUGCAUGUAAUAUUAUGAAAGAAGUUAAAAUUAUGUUCUCUUGGUAUUUCCAUUUUUUAGGUAAUAAUUCGUUCUCGUUUAGUGUUCCGAUUUGGUGAACCUAUAUCGUUAUAUUUACUUUUAUAUAUCUAAAUUAUUAGUUAUCACUAAACGUUACGUAAUAUUUUUUAUGGAUCAUAAAUCAUAACUUUUACGUAUGUUUAAGGUUUACUGUAUGAAAAAUUGUUAAAUGUGUAGCUGUUCAAAAUCAACAAGAAUUGUCUUUUUCUUGUUCAAACGUGGCAUUUUUGUACUUCAAGUAUAAACAUAUGCUGUCAAAAUUUUAUGUUUGAGGUUUUCCGUUUUAUAUUCUUAUUCUUAAACUUAGAAUACAAAUAUAAAAUAAAAAAUCAAUGGAAAAUACAAUAAAACAACAGAACAAAAAAUAUUCCCAUUUAUACAUCAAGAGCUGUCCGUAAGACAGCACGCUUGACUUUUCUCAGUGCUUGACUCUGACUUAGAGCUUUGCCAAUAAAAAGGGGAAAACUUUUUCUUUUCUAAUUUCAAAUCAGAGUUAUGCGGAUUGUUUCUUCUGGUGUAGCCGUUGAUAGUAAAUAACUGUUUUAAGUUUCAAGUCAAUAGCUUUGAAAGUAACAGAGAUAUUGGACGUUACAUAAAACAUUAACAAAAAAUCAAGGUAAAAAGGGGCAUAACUCUGUUAAAAUUCAAAUAAGACAUAUGGCGAUUGUUACUCCUGGUGUAGACUUUGAUAGUGAAUAACUAUUUUAAGUUUCAAGUAAAAAGCUUUGAUAGUAACAGAGAUAUUUGACUUUUACCAAAACCUUUAACUAACGGUGACCGCGACACCGACGCCGGAGCGAGAGCAAUAACUCUACUUUUUGUUCGAAAAUUCGAGCUAAAAAUGUAACUGAACAUAAACAGAAAACAGACAUUUAUAUUACUGUGCAAAAACUGUAACAGUGCUACCGACGUCUCCAGUCUAGGAACAUUUGUCAAAAAUAUUGUAAUUCUGUUUUUUUAAAUUGUUCUCAAAUGUAUAAAUAUCUGAUUAUCUAUUUAUUUUAAAGACUUAUUUCUAUUCUAUUAGUAAUAAAAAAGAGAAACUAUUAUUAUAAUGAAAUAUUCUAUCACAUUAAAGUGAAAUAAUUUGGAAACAAAUGAAAUGCAUGACUUCUGGAGACAACAUUAAUAUGGUACAAAUCAUAUUUAUUGUAACUAAACACCAGUUAAUACCAAUGUAGUUCAAUGCAUAUCUCAGCUGCAGCGUCACAUCAUGUAUUGCAGUCAUUAAAGUACUCCCGUUUACCUAUAUAUACAAUGUUUACAGACUGACAGAUGGACAAAACAGACAGACAGGCCAACCAACAGACGGACAGAUAGAUAGUCAGACAGAAUGCAGACAAACUUUGAAAAUAAAAAGUGAAAGAGAGUUUCAUACGGACGUCAAAGGAGAUACGAUCAGACAGACGUGCAUUUAAACACAAAGAGGGGGAUAAAUAGACAGGCAUUACAGACAGGCAUUGUUACAGACAGAUAGACAGGCAGUUAAACUUACAGAUAUAAAGAUAGACAAUACGACUGACUGACUGGCUGAUCGACAGACAUUGAAACAUAUAGAUAGCCAAACAGACUUUUAAAUACAUUAAGAGGGACAGUUAGGCAAAAGACAAUCAGACAAUGAGGUCAGAUAGACAAACUCACACUUACAAACAUAAAUAACAAAAUGAUAAAUGCGUACAAUAAAUUGUAAUAUAUUGUUGACGAAAUUUGAACCACAACGUAGUGGCAACUGAUGCGUACCAUACUAGUUUAGCAUUAAGUCUGAAACCGGUUUUGGUUUCUGUUCGUGUUUUUCAACUUUAUGGUAUUACGUUCUUUAAUUUUUAUCUUUUUUGUACAGUUUUAUAUUGUGUUCAUUAUUGAUAUUUUUGUUGUUUAUCUUUUCUGAUUUGUUUUUGUUCAUUUAAUAUAUUUAUUGUAAGUUUGUUUUAUAUUUACUUCUCAGUUUAACAAUAAAAAUGUAAAAGAAAUAACAUAAGGAUACGACAGGCCUGCCAUAGCUGUUUGGUCUGAUAACCUCAUAUUCUCUUUUUUGUAUAGACAGUUUUCCCUAAAAAUGAGAAUUGACGCAAGCCAACAUCUGGACAGCAACGGGCAGUUUUGUUCUGUAAUGGAUAUCAAGGAUCUACUGGCCUUAUAAUUACUGAAGAAGUGAUAUUUCUAAGACAAAAAUCGAGAUCAAUAAGUGGAUAUCACUACUAUACUAAUUAUAGUAAUUCUAUACUCAUUUUAAUCACUAUUACAUUGGCCUAACAAGACAAUCAUAUGAUCUAUUAUUUUUUGGUAAAUGUAUAUAAACAUGUUGAAACAAAACAUUUUUCUACAGACUGUAAAUGAGCAAUAUCUAAUCAGUCAGAGCAGUGUUUAACUGACGUUAAAUAGGAGUAAUACUUGUGUUACUCUGUUAAAACUGCGGCUUCUUAUUUUAGUUUGACCAGUUUUAAACUUUUUGAAAGAAAAAAGCGACGUGUGAUGCAAACAAUCAGAAUGAUAGUGAAUUACUAUUCCUUCAUACUAACUCAAUACACUCUUGAUAUUGUGAUAUACAAAGUCUGAUGAAGUGUUUCCGGAAAAAAUCUUGUUCAGUCAUUCAGUAGCUAAUUUUUAUUUCAAUGACAAGCUUUUACUUAAUCUCUGGCAGAUCAUACCCUCCAUAUAAUAAAACUGUCCUUUAUAAGGUUUCGUCAUUGUAUGAUUUUGUUGUUAUUGUUCAAUAUUCUUCCGCUUUUGCUUAAAUUGAAUUUUGAAACACGAUGAUAGAUUAAUGAUUGAACACUUGUCUGUGUAUUUGAACAACGUUAAUAAAUAGAUUGCAUGCUAUCUACAGAACAUAUGUAUGUAUGUACAAAAGAUGUUCUUUGUGUUUGAACAUAUAUCAUUGCAGACAUGUUAGUAUAUUUUCAGUGUGAAUAUACUACACUGACUUUUCCUAAGAAAUCUUGUAUUGUAAAUAUAGUAAUAAAAGGCAGUAGGAUAUCAUACGAUUAGGUGUGGAAAAUAUUGAAACUAUCAAAACUGGACAUCGACAAA